GGCCACUCUCGUCCCAAGUUGCUAGUGUUUUUCAUUCAAAUUUAAGUCAUGUCGUAACCCGAAACGCCUCUGAAUCCACACAACCCGACACCCAAAUUCCCAGUGCAGGCAUUUCCGGAAAACUCCAGCUUCAGAUCAGCACGCAGACAUGUCGACCGCCUCGAGGAUCACUUUGGGCAUGGCGGUCUCUGUUUCCACGGCGAUCAUAGGUUAUGUGCAUUAUAAACAGUCGGCAGACCGUCUGAGACUCCACGACGGCGUCUUGAGGGAUGUGGAGCAGCAGCAGCGCCGGAAGCAUGAGAACACCUACACGCUGCAGCAGCAAAUAGACAUGACCAAGCAACUAAGGGCCAGGGAGGCAUCCAGCAACUCCUCCGACACGCCCGUACCUCCAGCGAACACCCCCUCGCAGAGGAACCUUCAAGCGGGGACAGAGGCGAAAGACACGCCCACACCGAGUGCCCAGGAACCCGAGCUCCAGCAGCAUCCGGAGCAACCAGGUGCCGAGGAAGCCGGAGAUGCCAAGCCGGCUGAAGCGGCCACUCAGGAUGCUCCCAGCCCUCCAUCAGACGUAGCUUGAUUACCGAAAUGCCUUCCAUUGUGCACUAAAUACUAGAGAAACUCGGGUUAAAUGAAGACAUUGGUUGCUAAAAAGUAGACACAAAUUGAUUACCUUUUAUUUAACCGGCUGUCAGAUCUUAUUGUUAACUGAUGGCAUUUUAAACUUGAGUACCUUUGUUGAUCACUGCCGGUAGGUGAACCCUUCUGUUAAUAGAGGUAUCCUAAAUAUAAGAAGUAGCUUAUUAGAGUACCUUAAGAUAUAUAAUCCUCUAAGAUCGGAUAAUAAAUAGCAAUUUAUACUUAUAA
This is a messenger RNA of Drosophila suzukii, 867 nucleotides long. RefSeq lists its product as uncharacterized. Gene Ontology annotation, cellular component: mitochondrion. Lineage: Eukaryota; Metazoa; Arthropoda; Insecta; Diptera; Drosophilidae. The record is from RefSeq and is a predicted model, not a curated record. Gene Ontology annotation, biological process: mitochondrial respiratory chain complex IV assembly.